Messenger RNA from Drosophila teissieri, 465 nucleotides. RefSeq lists its product as uncharacterized. The transcript is spliced from 2 exons. Gene Ontology annotation, cellular component: mitochondrion. Lineage: Eukaryota; Metazoa; Arthropoda; Insecta; Diptera; Drosophilidae. The coding region runs from base 62 to 403 and encodes 113 amino acids. The record is from RefSeq and is a predicted model, not a curated record.
GGAGACGUUCACACCUGUCAGCUGUUGCUAAAAAUUUGGUUUGCAAUACAAAACUAUAAAAAUGGUUUUGUCCCAAGAGGAGCAGGAGUUCAUCAAGCGCAAGCACGAGGCGACGCUGAAGGUCCGCCAGGAGUUCCUGAAGCAGAGCUCCAAUCCCUACCGCCAUGCCACCGGUGAGGGCGGCACCGUGUUCGACGCGGGAUUGGCUCGUUUCCAGGCAAUGCGCGUCUCCAACUAUGAGCACUUCAAGCCCACCGGCAAAUCCUUCCGCACGGGCCUGUUCGCCGUCGUCCUGCCGAUUGCCCUUUACGCCUGGGCUUUGAAGGCGGAGCGCGAUGGACGCGAGGAGAAAUACAGGACUGGCCAGGUGGCCUACAAGGAUCGCCAGUUCAAGUUCAUCUAAGCCAUACAUUCAGCAAUUGAUCUUCGAUUCGUAUAGUGGAAUUAAAACAAAACCGUAACGAA